UGGUUGAAAAACACUGCCCUAUGACUAUCAUUAAGUGCUGUACCUUAUGAUUCUUGACGAAUGUAUCUUAUCUUUUAUGUACAGAGAGCAUAUGAAUCAAAGACAAAUUCCUUGUGUGUACAAUCACACUUGGCCAAUAAAGAAUUCUAUUCUAUUCUAUUCUAUCUCUACUCUAUCCUAUCUCAGGGGAACUUAGAACAAAACGAGGUCAAAGACACCGCAACCCUUUCCUCCUCAAAACGAGAAUAAACUUCUAAAAAAUCAGGCUGGAUUUCCCCUCCUCCUAUUCUUACCUGCUUGUAUUUUACAACGCCUCGUCUAAUCACCCCUCCUUUGCCCAAAACCCUUCUCUCCAACACGCUUUGAGAAACGGACGCAGUUUCUCUUUGACUUCCGUGGGAUUUUCGCGGACGGAACCUUACGAAAGCCAUUGGUUGAAAGCAAAAAUAGCCACCCCACACACUGGCCUGAAGUACGCCUGGCCAGAGUUUACAUCGGGUGGAGACGAUGGAUGAGGUAGACCUCCGAACCCAAAGCGAACACAACCACCCAGCCGAGAUAGUUCUCGUUGGUUCCCAGCAUGCAAACGAGCUUCCUAGAGCGGCGGAGGCUUCCGCCCAACUCCGGAGAGUUUCCUUCACUGGAGCUACAGGGGCAAAAUGGCGGCCAAGGCGCCAAAUACAAAUAUUUGAAUUUGGCGAGGUGAGGGCUGACGCUGUCUCUGGCCGACUUGUGCUGAGGGUGGUGAGGCCAUGGACGCCUCGGCGUGUAUGAAGUCUCUGCUCUUGGCGGCUUCUCAGUACCGAGCUGCCCGCACCCAGCCCAACGCAGCGCUGCUCCAGCGGAAUUUAGAGGUUAUUUCAGGAUUGAAAUUGACAAAAUUGUUUGCAUCAAAUCAUAUUUUACCAAGUGAAUGCCUCAAUUGCUUAGUAGAACUUAUUGAGGACCCAAAUCUAAGCCCUCCAUUAACUUUGAAUGUUGUAGGCUUGCUUUCUCAAUUAGAUAAUGAAACCGGAGAAGCCCUUCAGAAUGCUUACAAUCUGUGUGGUGCCCUUGUAAGUGUAAUUCUUCGAAGUUCUACAAAUCCUAUUGACCCAGUAAUAUUGCAAAGUAUUCAACUGCUACAGAAACUGACCUACAAUGCAAGAAUACUGCAAGCCAUUGCUAAUAUUGAAGACUUAAUUUCUUUCCUAAUGCUUCGCAUACAGUCUACAGAAGAUGAGUUAACUAUACCAUGCCUAGGACUUUUGGCAAAUCUUUGUCGACAUAAUCUCACUGUUCAAACAUAUAUCAAAUCAUUGUGCAGUAUAUUGUACGAACAUUUUACAUCUUGUCUUAAUCAAGUGAUAGGCCUCCUUCAUGGAAGAGAUUCUGAUUCUUCAGCAAAGAUAUUAGAAUUGCUACUUGCAUUUUGUUCAGUGACACAACUCCGUCAUAUUGUACGUCAAGCAGUACUGGAACCAAAUGUAGCAGUCUCUGCAAGCACAAGACUUGCAACUCGUGCUAAGAAUUCUGACUCAUCUAUUGUUUUAGUACAUUGGUCAAACCAGCCACUAGAAGUAUCUGAAAAGUGUUCAAAUCUUGCUUUGGAGCUAUUCAGGGAGCUAUUUGAGGAUGUUAUUGAUGCUGGCAAUAGUGCAACUGCUGAACGCUUUGUGGAUCUUCUUUUGCCCAUUCUUCUCGACCAUCUUCAGUUUCCUGACCACAUACUAGAAGAUCUGUUGAAAAAGAAAAAAUGUGAACGAAUGAUCAAGACUAUUGAUAUCUUGAUAACUCUUUGUGCAGAUGAUAUGCUGAAAAUGCAUGUCAUUAAAGUUUUAACAGCUAGCAAGUGUGCUACUUUAAUAGAAAACCAAUUUACUUCUAGUGGAAUUGAUUUUAGUUUUGGGACAAAAUUUGUGGACUGUGAAUUGAGCAAACUUUCUGCUGAGCUAAUCUUAAAAACACUGGAUCUGAUGAGUAAGCUUAAGCAGCUGGUUCCUAAUAUGGAAGUCAGUUUUUACAAAGUUCUUCAGGACCAACGCUUGGUUACCCCUCUGGCUUUUGCUUUAACAUCAGACCACAGAGAACAAGUUCAAGCAGGACUUAGAAUAUUAUUUGAAGCAGCCCCAUUGCCAGACUUUCCUGCCAUUGUGCUUGGUGAAAGUAUUGCAGCCAAUAAUGCUUACAAACAACAGGAAUCUGAGCAUGUCUCUAAAAGAAGAAGUCACCUGCAGACAUCCAUGACUUCUGUAAAUUCAGUAAAGCCCUCUAAUGUUUGCCAUCCCAAUGAUGGUGAUGCUGCAACUUUCAACAUUCAGGACCUGAUUCACAAACUCCAGUCUGGCUUGGAGAUGAAGGAAUCAGUCACAGACAUCAGGGUCUCUGAAAUAAUAGAAGUAUAUGAACAGAAACUGUCUGCAUUGGCAUCCAAGGAAACAAGGUUGCAGGACCUUUUGGAAGCAAAGGCGUUAGCUCUUUCUCAAGCUGAUAGACUUAUUGCCCAGUAUCGUUGCCAGAGAGCUCAAGCUGAAUCUGAGGCUAGGACGCUUGCUUCAAUACUGAAGGAUACAGAAAGAAAAAAUGAAGAUCUGGAGUCACUAAUGAAAGCACAGCAAACAGAAUCUGAACGGGCACAAAGUGAUAUUGAACAACUAUUUCAGCAUAAUCGGAAACUGCAAACAAUAGCAGAAGAAUAUGAGAUACUGAAAAGAUCUUCCAUUGAUCUGCUUCAAAAGCAUGAAACUAUCGAAAAGCAGUAUAACAAUCUGCAGGGAAUGUGUAAUUCACUGAAUAAACAACUUGAGACCCUUAAAAGACUGAAUGAAUCGCUGAAGCAACAGAAUGAAAAAACCGUUGUUCAGCUUCUCGAAACAGAAGAACACAGAAAAGAACUGAACAAACAGAUCCAAGAAAAAGAUGGAGAAAUAUCAAAUUUACAACAGAAGAUAAAAGUUCAAGAAGAAAAACUAAAAGUCAGACAGAAGGAAAAAAUAGAUAUGGAGGACAAAAUUGACAUUCUUAGAAAAGAGCUUAGCAAAACUGAACAGGCAAGAAAAGAACUGAGUAUUAAGGCAUCUUCUUUGGAAGUUCAGAAGUCACAGUUGGAAGGACGGCUAGAAGAAAAGGAGGCCUUAAUUAAGCUUCAGCAAGAAGAACUAAACAAACAUUCUCAUAUGAUUGCAAUGAUUCAUAGCUUAAGUGGUGGUAAAUUAAAUGCAGAAACAGUGAAUCUCAGUUUAUAGAGCAGAUUUUCUAAAUAUGCAAUUAAUGUUGUUUUAUGUUUCGUUAUGAAAAAACAUUUUAGGUAACUUUCCUUGAAGAUAUUAUGGCUUUUAUGAAUAGUAGGCUACAUUCUAUUCAUUUUGACACUAAUAUCUCUAUCACUAUUGGUUGCCUUGUUUAUGUAUUUAACAAGGACUAGAUAUAAUUUUAGAAAACAUAAGUUAAAAAACCAUUUGAUGCCCAAACUAUCAACUAUGCUAGGUUUACUUAAGUUAGUAAUUCUACUCUUAAACUGAUUUUACAAAAGCUUUCAUUUCCUUGUAUACAAAAUGUAGCUGAAAUCUUGCUGGUUAACCUAUACGUUCAAAAUGAAAGUAUUCAAAUAUAUAUGUAUAUAUUAUGUAGAAAAACAUUUUAAGUCUUAUAUUACAAUACAGAUAUACAUUAAUGAAUUAAAUAUUUAAAAGAAAUCUGAAUUUCCCUCCCCCCAAAAACAGAAUAGAAGCUCAGUUUUCAUAUAUUCAGUUUUCCUUCCGGUGUAAAAGUCAAAUAAUUCUCUUCAUAGUUUUUCAGAUUUAGAGAUUUCUGAAGUUAAUAGUCACAGGUUGUUUGUGUUCUUUUUAAAAAUAUUCUACAAGUUUUCUAGUAUUUAUUACAAACCUAUUUUUUUGCUGAAGAUAGACAAAGAUACUGUAUAUUUUUAAACUAGUGCAUGAAUAUGUUUUAAAAUAAUGAACUUUCAACAACUAUGUGUAGUUUAAAAAUCAACUUACAACAUAUAGAGCAAGGGCAUAUUUUCCUAUUGUACUUUAUAUAUCUGUCCUCUUUAAUGAUAUAAUGAAACCUGAUUAUGUUUGGAGACACUGAAACUCCAAAACAAUUAGUAUUAAUUCCACUUAAGAGGGUAGUGAUCAUAUGCCAACAUUUCAACAAAUACCUUUACAUUUUAAAUUCUGUGUGUCAGUCUUCCUCUUUAACUAUGUGCAAUUGAUGCUGUCAAUUAUAUUUUUGAAAGCUAUUGUCUCCAACUUGGCAGUGGUAUUUGACAUUUAAAUGAAGUAUUUAUUAUGGACUCUAGUGGUCUUUUUAUAUUUUUGUUCUAAUUGUCAUCAUUUGUCUCUGGAAAAUGAAAUAAAUAACACAAGUUA
Thamnophis sirtalis is the source of this 4352-nucleotide messenger RNA. The record is from RefSeq and is a predicted model, not a curated record. Lineage: Eukaryota; Metazoa; Chordata; Lepidosauria; Squamata; Natricidae.